This is a messenger RNA of Lactuca sativa (garden lettuce), 2447 nucleotides long. RefSeq names its product phytosulfokine receptor 1. Lineage: Eukaryota; Viridiplantae; Streptophyta; Magnoliopsida; Asterales; Asteraceae. The record is from RefSeq and is a predicted model, not a curated record. Gene Ontology annotation, molecular function: protein binding.
AAGAGAAUGCCCAAACAAGCCAUGUCACGUCACUGAAGUUCAGUCUAAUUCUUCUCUCGAUCUGUGUGGCUGUGUUUGCAAGCAUCUCCUUCUUAUAUACUCUGUAAACUUAAAUUUCUUCAUCUUUUGGAUAACACUAUGGACCUUUGAAAAAAACCCCAUCUCUCAAAUGGGGUAUCUCUCUAAACCCUGAAAUUUCAUAACUUUUGUUCCUAUUGGUGUUGGUGUUCUUGUUCAGUCCAUAUAAUCCCAGAUGGUCGUUUUAUUGGAGAUGUGGGUACUUGUCAUUAUUGUUGCAGUUUCUCUUCAAAGUCGGGUUCUUUUGAGUUCACAGAAUCUGACAUGCAAUUCUGAUGAUGUGAGAGGAUUAAGGGGUUUCAUGAAUGGACUGGAAUCGCCAAUUGAUGGGUGGUGGCCAAAAUUUUCAUCAUCCUUUUCAUCUUCCAGUUGCUGCAACUGGGUCGGCAUCAAUUGUAAUUCCACUUCUGGUAGGAUUGUUAGAUUAGAACUCCCGAAUCACGUAUUGACGGGGAGUGUCUCCGAUUCAUUUUCUAAUUUAAAUCAUCUCCGGACACUGAAUCUUUCACACAAUUUUCUUACAGGCCCUCUUCCCGUUUCCUUAUUUCUUCUCCCCCAUUUGGAAGUAGUUGAUUUAAGUGGUAAUAGAUUCAAUGGGGUUUUACCACUUAACAUAAACCUGCCUGCACUUCAAGUAUUAGACAUAUCUGAUAAUGCCUUUGGGGAUUCACUUCCAUCCGGUUUAUGUGUUAACUCCACCAGAAUUCACGUUCUUAUAUUUGCUGCGAAUUACUUCAAUGGAACUAUUCCGCUUGAAUUUGGGAAUUGCAAUUUCCUUGAGCAUCUGGACGUGGCUUCCAAUUAUCUUUCAGGCGUCAUACCCAAGUUCUUAUUCACGUUACCUAAGUUGGUGGAAUUGGCACUACAUGAUAACAGGUUCACCGACAUAGAGGGAAUUGGUAAUUCCACUAGUCAUCUGGUUCGUUUGGAUAUUUCAUCCAACAGGUUCUCAAGAAAUAUACCCGAUUUCUUCCAUAGGUUUCCGAAUUUAAGUUAUUUCUCAGCUCAUUCCAACAAUCUGUUUGGUGGGAUACCUCCAUCAUUGUCACAUUCACCCUCCAUUUCUUCCCUCAGCUUGAGAAACAAUUCUUUGGAUGGUAAAAUCAAUUUCAACUGCUCCGCCAUGGUUAACCUUACCUCACUUGAUCUGGCUUCUAAUAACUUUUCGGGUACAAUACCUGAUGCUCUUUCAUCUUGCCAAAAGUUAAAAGCUUUAAAUCUUGCCAGGAACCCCAUACUCAAAGGCCAAAUCCCACAAACUUUUAAGAAUUUCCCUUCUCUUUCUUACCUUUCACUUUCCAAUUGUAGCCUCAGUAACCUGUCAACAGCUCUUAAAGUUCUCCAGCACUGCCCCAAUCUAUCUGUUUUGGUUCUUACUAUGAACUUCUAUAAUGAACAGCUGCCACCUGAUGAUGAUCUACAGUUCAAAUCACUCAAAGCUCUAGUGAUUGCCAAUUCCAAUCUCACUGGUAGCAUUCCACCAUGGCUAAAGGGUUUAACGCAGUUGCAGUUGCUGGAUUUUUCUUGGAACCACAUGACAGGAUCGAUCCCGGGGUAUUUGGGUAAUUUUAAGUCUCUCUUUUACUUGGACCUAUCCAACAAUUCCUUUUCAGGAGAGAUACCCAAGAAUCUAACACGAUUAGAAAGCCUGAUUUCAAGAGAUAUGUCAUUAAAGGAUCCGUCACCAAGUUUCCCGUUUUUUAAAAUACGGAACAUGAGCGCCAGAGGAUCAAUAGCGCAGUACAAUCAGAUCAUGAGAUUUCCACCGCUUUUAGACCUCAGUUACAACCACCUCACGGGCCCAAUCUGGCGGGAGUUUGGGAACUUAAAAAAGCUACAUGUUCUGGAUCUGAAACACAACAAUUUAUCAGGUACGAUUCCCGGUUCUUUAUCAGGUAUGAGGAGCAUAGAGACGCUGGAUCUUUCUUUUAACAGUCUCACAGGAACAAUCCCUACGUCUCUGGUCAAUUUCCAACAUUUACAAACUCCACCUUUGAAGGAAACUCUGGUUUAUGUGGCGAUUUUUUCAUCAACUGUGACAAAAUUCAAGUCCCUUUGCAAACUCCUGCAUCCGAGAACAACCAGGAAGACUUUGCCAUUAUUUUGCCUGUAUUGACUGGGUUUGGAGCUGGUUUCUUUGUCACUGUCAUCGCAUUGCUUGUUGUUCCUGCAAUUAGGGAUAAAAGUAAAAGGAAUUAAAUUGAGUAAUGUUGGUCUAUGUUCUCCAAUGGCAGACCUACGUCACUCUUUCUUGUCCAGCGAGUUUUCUCUUUCUAUCUAUAAUCUACGUAAAUAAGACAUGGAGUGUAUUCUCUAUGCAAUGUGUGUUUCUUAAGCCGCCCAUGGUGAAUGUGGUUUUUUGUUAUUUA